GGUGGAGUCGGUCCUGGAGGCUUUGGAACUCGUCCUGGUGGAGUUGGUCCUGGUGGAGUCGGUCCUGGUGGAGUCGGUCCAGGUGUUUAUGGAGGAUAUGGCGGUGGUUAUGGACCCAAACCCCCCAAAACAGGUGGUGCUGGAACAUCUCUUGGAGGAACGGGUUAUGGGCCUGGAGGAACUGGAUUUAGACCUGGGGGUGCAGGAUUUGGGCCUAGUGGUGGAGGAGUUGGACCUGGGGGUGCAGGAUUUGGGCCUGGGGGUGCAGGAUUUGGACCUGGGGGUGCAGGAUUUGGACCUGGGGGUGCAGGAUUUGGGCCUAGUGGUGGAGGAGUUGGACCUGGGGGUGCAGGAUUUGGGCCUAGUGGUGGAGGAGUUGGACCUGGGGGUGCAGGAUUUGGGCCUAGUGGUACAGGAGUUGGACCAGGGGGUGCAGGAUUUGGGCCUAGUGGUGGAGGAGUUGGACCUGGGGGUGCAGGAUUUGGGCCUAGUGGUACAGGAGUUGGACCAGGGGGUGCAGGAUUUGGGCCUAGUGGUGGAGGAGUUGGACCUGGGGGUGCAGGAUUUGGGCCUAGUGGUACAGGAGUUGGACCAGGGGGUGCAGGAUUUGGGCCUAGUGGUGGAGGAGUUGGACCUGGGGGUGCAGGAUUUGGGCCUAGUGGUGGAGGAUUUGGGCCUAGUGGUGGAGGAGUUGGACCUGGGGGUGCAGGAGUUGGACCUGGUGGGACAGGAGUUGGACCUGGUGGUGCAGGAGUUAGACCUGGUGGAACUCUUCCAGGCGGAGGUCCGAUAUUACCUCAGACUGGUGCAGGAGCUGGAGGAAAAAGUGGUGGUAAAGCAUCGAAACAAGUUCCAGGCAUUGGCGUACCGGGACUUUAUCAGGGUGGAUUUGUACCAGGUCAAGGUUUUGGAGGCCGAGGGGUUCUCCCUGGAGUAGUCACUGGAUCUGGAGUUGGGCCUCAAACUGGGACUGGAGUACUUGGUCAAGGCGGGGUAGGACAAGGAAGCAAUGGUCGAGGACAAACAUUAUCUGGAGUUUUUCAUGGUUACCCUCUAAUAUCACCAAAAUCAG
This is a messenger RNA of Xiphophorus hellerii (green swordtail), 1072 nucleotides long. RefSeq lists its product as uncharacterized. The record is from RefSeq and is a predicted model, not a curated record. The transcript has 8 exons. Bases 89 to 937 code for a protein of 282 amino acids. Lineage: Eukaryota; Metazoa; Chordata; Actinopteri; Cyprinodontiformes; Poeciliidae.